GAUGAAGAUUUAAGAAGAAAGAAUAGAUUAAGAGGAGUAUGAGAUACUAAUAAGGAAUUUACUAAUGAUUGGAAUAGAGGAGGGGAAAUAUGUUUUUGAAGGUGUUUGGAUUGUUUUUAGUUUGAUUUGUAAAUGUUUUUGGUUUUCCUUGGGAUAGUAUCUUCCUAUAUAUUCAAGUUUCUUUAAUUAUUAAUCGAUUGGGUACCCAAGAAAAUGAAAUAAAGACCAAGACAGAUUGAUCCAACAAAACCAGUGCUUAUCUCUAAUAGUCUAGAAGCAUUCACUAAUGCAGAAGGAUAAGAAGCAGAUAUAAAAAAUACAGAGUAAAUCAUUACACCUGAUCAACUAUUAAAAGAAAAGUAAAUUACAAAUAUUUCAUUUAAUUACUUCUAAGGAUCAAGUAGAACAUUU
This is a messenger RNA of Paramecium sonneborni, 411 nucleotides long. The record is from the annotation of a GenBank genome assembly. Lineage: Eukaryota; Ciliophora; Oligohymenophorea; Peniculida; Parameciidae.